GUUGAGUCGGUAGCCGUCCUAGACUCUCGGACGGCUUCGUUUGUCUGAGGGAAUACUGGGGCCGUCGAUUUGGCUUUUGGUGUUCCAUGGUCCCCGCGCGACCGCGAGCAAUCCACUAAACACGGACAUUAAGGGCAGAAGAGUUUCUAUGUACGAUAGGUAUUCUCGCCACGGAGCCUCGGCCUGGGCAGCGUUCGACUUCGUCGCACCAGUUCGGCGUGUGAACAGAAGCGUGCCGUCGUUCCGCGGCCCCAUCACUACUAACCUGCGGUUGCAGCGACCAAUGGCAAAUCACCCGGAGCAAAAGCCAUGUAGCCAUGUCAACAGCUGGCAGCCAGCCGUUCUGGCACCGCCACGACCUGGACGGGGCCAUCAUCCAGAGCGGCCUGGGCCAGUGGCGCAGCGUGUUCGACAAGCUAGAUCGCGGCGGCCGCCUCAAAGUGGCGGCGCUGGGCUCGUCCGUCACCAAGGAUUUUGGCGGCUACUUUGGCGGCACGGCGGACCUGAGGGCGGCUGGCUUCAUGCAGGGCGGCGAAUUCGACCCCGGGGAGUUCAUGGGCGAUGACGCGCUCAAGGCCAACGCGGUGCGCGCGCGGCAGGCGGGCUGGUACCUGGGCUGGGCCAACUACGUGAUGCAGACCAUCAACGCCACGUGGCCUCGGCCGCCGGGGGCUCAGGGCCACCUGCUGAUGAACAUGGGCCUCAGCGGCAUGGGCGUGGACUUUUACACGCGUCAAGACAUCCAGAAGUACCUCCCACACGACCUCGACAUAAUCCUGCUGGAGAACAUAGACGCGCGCGCCGCGGGCCCUGGAUUGGAGCGGCUGCUGGUGGAGUUUGAGGAGCACGGCAAUGGCACGUUGCCGGCGGUGCUGAUCUGGAACUCGGGCAUCAUGCUCUGGGACGGGUUCGGCUGCUGGGACGGCGAGCCGCAGUGCCGGAGCGGCGACAUCUGUCGCGAGCCUAAGUUCAUCAACACAGACGGCGAGGUGGUGCGGGCGCGGAAUGAGGACGUCACCUACCGCCUGGGCGCUUGGUACGGUCUGUCUGUGCUGUCGUGGCGCGGCCUGCUGUGGGCCAUGGAGCGCGACAGCCGCAUGUACGGCUUCAGUCAGUGCCAGUUCCUGGCCAGUCUGCAUUUGGACGCCUCGCACCCCGCACACCUGGGGCAGGUAUUGAUCGCCGACACCAUCAUGAACCUGUUGGUGCACGCCCAGAACCACCUCGCGAACCACCCCGCACACGGCCCGCCUGGCCGCCCGCCCACACGCCUGUUCCUGGAGCCCGCCAGCCGCGCCGCCGUGUCCGCCAACCUGACCGUCACGCGCGGCAGCGCCCAGUUCUUCUCCGCCACCGACGGCGACGCCGCCACGCAGCUGCAGGUGCUGCCGGCCACCAGCGGCUGGAACUUCAGCCAGUACCAGCUGCACGGCAACACAAGCAAGGUCAAGCCGGGCUGGGCGGCGCUGAGGAGCGGCGCCAGGCUGGCGGUGCGGCUGCCGGGGCUGCAGCUGUGGCGCUACCGGCGUCACAUGGCCUCCCUGCGUGUGUCCUACCUCACCUCCUACCUACACAUGGGCUCCGCGCUGCUGCGCUGCCUGCCGCCGUCCGUGGCAUCUGGGUCGGCAUCACCCGGCGGUGGCGCAGCCCCCGGGGCGAAGCAGGAGCAACAGCCGCAGCAGCCGCUGCGCGGCGGCUGCCUGUGUGACAUGACGCUGCUGCAGGGCGCCAUAGACGGCGGCGGCGAGUGGCGGGACCGGCACCGCGUGUCCGUGGUGGCAGAGGCGGUCGUGCGUCUCUACGACCCGGCACAUUGGGGCUGGGAUGGGCCCGCAAACAAUAAGAGCAUUCCCCUGACGGCGGCUCCGCCGCCGCCGCCGCCUGCGCCGCCGGCGGCGCUGGGGAUGCAGUCGCCGCCGGCUGCGCCGGCCCCGCCUGCGCCGCCGCCGGAGCCGACGGCUGAGUGUGAGAUUGAGCUGGAGGUGGUUCCGUCGCGGCUUCAGGGCUCGGGCACCGAUACACACAAGUUCAAGCUGCUGCGGCUGCUUGCGGAGUGGGAGCAGCUGGAGCAGCAGCCGCAGCCGCAGAGGCGGCGGCGACAGUAGCAGCGGCAGGUAUGCACCGCCAUUGUUGUAGUUAGAGAAAGCGUUUUGCAAUUGUGUCGGACGAAGUGAUACGUCGAUGCCUGUGCGAGACUAAUGACACUGCUUUCAGCAACAUGUGAAUGUACUACUUCCGUGAGAUGGGAACCACGAGGGGACGGGCAGCAACACUUUGAUUGAAACGCAGUGGGAGUUAACACCAAGCAUAUGAGGGUGAAAGGCCCAAAGGGCCGCUGAAGCACUGAAUGGAGGUUACACGUGAUGAAGCCGCAGUGGGCGCAACAAGCACACAGCUGGGGCGGGAUACACGGGCAAACGAAGACAAUCCAUGUACUCACUUUCGUAAUGAUUCAAAUGUUUAAAGCACUGAGCGGUGGAGUGAGGAGGUAGGAGUACCGCGAAGGAAAGGUCAUGUGGGUUGCUAGAAUCUACUGGUGGACACGUGUUCAGCAUAUUGCGCGUGUACUUUUUUGCAUGAGAGCGCUUCGCAUAUGACGAGGCUGGUGAAGACGCGGCGCAUGCACCAUGGUCAACUAGGUGUGUAAUGCGGACUGUCGGUUGGCCUUGCAGCCUUGCAGGUUGUGUAGAUAGAAUGUGCGGCCAUGCGAGGGCGGUAUGUCAGGUGGGAUUCUGGGCGUGGGUUGCGGUAGCUGUGUUUGGUGCAUCUAUCUUCGGAUCGUCCGCCUGUGCGCCCGGCAGCAGGUGUGCGGCGGGCGUGUGUUAGAGAGCACAAGGGAAGGACACACGCAGGACAGAGACACAGAGUGUGUGUGGGAGCGACACGGUAUCAGCCGUCAUGCGCACUAGCAUGCGCUUGUGUUUCUGCACUAGCCAUGCACUACAUGCUCGGGCGCGGGCGCGAGGCGUGAGCCACGCCAGAACCCAUGUUCAACGGUCAGCCUCUGCGCCCUCAAGAUGCCCCCUGGGCCCAGGGCCUGGGUGGAUGUGUGUUAUCCACUAAGUGGCCUAGCUGGCCAGCUGAGAGCAUAGGCCGGGCCACGUAAUGACGGAACGCAGUGCAACACGCCACCAUGUGGGUGCCUGGGCGGCCGCUCCUCAGUUUCAUGGAUUCAUGGCGGUCUAGGCGGUCAGGGGUGAUGGCGGCUGUCGGUUGGGCGCCGCACUCGCGGCAGUGGUGCGGAGCAAUAUGGCCGCCUUUCUUGCCAUGGGGCCAUCCUGAAUGCCCCCGCCACGAGGCUGGUGAUGGUGAAGAUGAUUCUGGACGUGCGGCCGUUUGCGCCGGCGGGGCCGGAGGCAGCAUGGGGUCGGACGCUGCGUUAGGGGGUGACCCUCAAGGUGCAGUUGGUGCGGAAGGAUAGCUCACCGAUGUUAGUUGCUUACUGUAAUGUCAACGCACAUAAUACUGGGGUCCUUGCUUCUUGCAUUAUAGCUCAAGAGAGUCAAGCUGCCACAUGCUGGCCUUUUGAAAUUGACGUAUUAUUCCUUCUUUAUCGAUGACAUCUUUGGCUUGUAUUUGACUGAAAACUAUUAGAACGCGCGAUGCCAAUGCCCACUGUGGUGCUGUGUGGUGGGGGUUCGCGCUGCUCGCCUGGUUGCUGCUAUUCUACAGCAAGUCAGAUUGACGCCGGCGGAAGGGGCGGAGUACCCCAAGCAUCAUGGUAGGAUGGCAUGGAUGCUUAUGCUCCUUUGGAGUUUGGGGGAUGCUCAGAAUGUUGAACGAGCGACAUGCACGGCGCCCCGCCGCCGAGCACUCAUCGCACAGACGCUAGCCGCUUGUACGCGCGGUGAUUUUGUCAACAACGUUACACGGUGGAGAUACCCAAACACUGGGAUUUGGCCCGCCUGGCCUGGGCCCUGCAUAAUUUUUGUGCGGGGGCUGGAGAAAUUAUUUAUCACGGACCUGGCCGGUCUUACAUGAUGGGCGCUCGCAAAGUUUGGAGGGGCAAAGCAGUCAGGGAAAGACGAGACGCCGGGAGUAAGCGCGGCAGGCGCGGCGCGGCCGUGUUUGUGCAGUACAAGGGCAUUUUCCAGUGGAUGCUGUCUCACGCUUUACAGAUCAUGCUUCGACCUAGGCGUGUUUUGGUCGAGUUGCAAGCGCAUGCUGCAAAGGAGUCAAGCGCAGAACGCGCACUUCGACAUAACCAUGAUGUGCUUGCCAGCCAUGACAGGGAGCGCUGGUAGGCUCCGAGCCGCUGUGCGCUGCGAUUUAUGAUGUCUGAUCCUCUGCUGCUCAUUAUACUGCAGGCCAGGCGGGCCGGUUGCAAGUAAUCAA
Messenger RNA from Chlamydomonas reinhardtii, 4335 nucleotides. RefSeq lists its product as uncharacterized. Lineage: Eukaryota; Viridiplantae; Chlorophyta; Chlorophyceae; Chlamydomonadales; Chlamydomonadaceae. The record is from RefSeq and is a predicted model, not a curated record. Bases 318 to 2105 code for a protein of 595 amino acids. The transcript has 12 exons.